UCGGGGGCCCAAGUAGGAAGGUGGAAGACGCCGACCGUGGGAUUUCCUUGUCGACUGAGGCGAUUGUCGAGUCUGACUCCAGUCAUAAAGCGCUCCACAUCACGUGACCAACCUCCGCCUCGCUCCACAACGUCCUCAAUUUUAGUCGUGGCAUAAAGGUUGGAAGAACGUGACCUGCUCAGCGCCUCUAAACGCCCUCAGCGUGGAUUCGGCCCUUCAGCGACCCCUCGUAUUCCAGGGGACAACGUUCAACGUCAAGGUCGGGCGGCGGCUGUUGAGGGUGCAUCGGGACUCCGGACUCCUCAGUUUCCCAACCGAGAAGUGGGAGCCCUGCCAAUUGAGGGUCUUAGUCUUGGAGAAGAGCUUCUUUUCCCUUAACGAUCACCUCCUCUGCGUGGGGUCGGAGGACGCUUCCCGGGGUCCUGCUCGGCUGAGCGCUCUGGCGGCAAUGGGUCCUCAACUGGCCCUCCUGGUGGGGGCGCUAGCCUGGUGCCUACUGUCUGCCCGGGGCUGUGUCAUAUGUGAUCGAAGGGUCCUGGCCGCCCUGGACUCCUUGGAUAAGGAAUACCUGCCUACCCACCUUGCCCCCGAGCGUCACAGAGAAGUGAUGGAAACGAUAAGACAAACCGUGGAGAAUUUCCGGGACCUUCCAGAUUUAGAGGAUCCCUUUAUGGGGGUUAUCGAUGAGGCGACAAUGCACAUGGCUGUGUUGAGUUUUCUGAGGAGUGUGAAACUUAUCAGAAACAGCGAUGUAGCAGAUGACACUUUCAUGAAGGAGUUCUCCUGGAUGUUGACUCUGGAAAAGGCAGCCUUUCGGGGCUACAUCACUCGGUUCCAAAGAGAGGAUUUUUGUCCCAACAAAUGUGGUACCAUGCUGCAGCUUCUGAUCUGGUGCAGUAACUGUAAAAAGCAGCUUCACGUUUGUCGAAAGUCCAGAGAUUGUGGAGUGCGCCAAAUCAACGUCCAUGAGAAGGAAGACAUGAUUCUGGACUGUGAGCUCAACUGGCAUAAAUUUUCUCAAGGCCUGACCAAUUACAGCUUUUACAGGGUUUGGGGGAGCAAUUCUGAGACCUUGCUGUACAAGGGGAGAAGGCCCACUCUGACCCAACGACUGGUGAUGCCAGAGGAUGCAGGUAACUACCGCUGCGAGUUGGGCACUGUGCGAUCCGGCCCAGCCACCGUCAUCCAUUUUCAAGUCACAGUGUUGCCUAAAAGAGUCAUUGAAGAGAUACCGAAACCCAACACUGGAAUCCAGAACCAGCGGUUCGGAUCCCUCAAGCGGUCAGAGUGCCUGAAGCCUGAGAAAGAGCCGAGAGGCUUUCUGUUAGAGAUGCUGACCUGGGGCUUUGUGUUUCUCAUUAUCGGCUUUGCCACUGCCGUCCUUUGCUUUCGGUAUGGGACGGUGAUCCAUUCCAUAAACCUCUGGUUCCGCACCGACAAGGCAGCUGCCCCACAGGACGAGGUUAAAGAGAGUCGGCCGUCCCAGAGCCCGCUGUCACAGACCCAGGUUCCGCCGGAACCAACGGAAAAGGCCACAGCACCCAAUCACAAAUAAAGAUUUAUCUGGUUGCCUAAA
Hyaena hyaena (striped hyena) is the source of this 1576-nucleotide messenger RNA. Its product is annotated as izumo sperm-egg fusion protein 1-like. Gene Ontology annotation, cellular component: plasma membrane; acrosomal membrane. Gene Ontology annotation, biological process: heterotypic cell-cell adhesion; sperm-egg recognition; fusion of sperm to egg plasma membrane involved in single fertilization. NCBI's taxonomy places the organism in Eukaryota, Metazoa, Chordata, Mammalia, Carnivora, Hyaenidae. The transcript has 9 exons. The coding region runs from base 449 to 1555 and encodes 368 amino acids. Gene Ontology annotation, molecular function: signaling receptor binding; protein binding involved in heterotypic cell-cell adhesion. The record is from RefSeq and is a predicted model, not a curated record.